UGUCUGGCAGUAUAUCGGCUCAGAACAGAUGUGGCUGCCUCUUUCAUUUGCCUGAAGGUCGAUAGGUGUGUCUCAGGAGGCAGAUUCUGGGUGGAGCCCUGGUCUUGCCUUUGCUUAGCUGGGCGACACCUUCCCUGGCAGUCUCCUUGGAAUGUGAAUUCGGAUCCUGCUGGAGACCUCGCUCUCAGGCUCGGAGCUGGAACCCUGCACCUUCCCUUCCUCUGGGCCCUGCCUCCCACAGCCCGGAGCUCAAUAGAACUUUGCCAUUCGCUCCAGAGGGAACACAGUGGACGAUGAGGAGGAAAGAAUGAAUGUCAAGGGAAAAGUAGUCCUGACGAUGCUGGUGGUCUCAACUGUGGUUGUCGUGUUUUGGGAAUAUGUCAACAGCCCUGAAGGCUCCUUCUUGUGGAUAUGUCACACAAAAAUUCCAGAGGUUGGUGACAGCGGCCGGCAGAAGAACUGGUGGUUCCCAAGCUGGCUUAGCAACAGGUCCCACGGUUACCGAGAAGAGGAUGUAGGAAGAGGCAGAGAAAAGAAACAAAAUGGAGACAGCAUUGAGGAGCUUCGGCUGUGGGAUUGGUUUAAUCCAAAGAACCGCCCGGAGGUUUUGUCGGUGACUCCGUGGAAGGCGCCCAUAGUGUGGGAAGGCACUUACGACAGAGCCGUGCUGGAAAAGUAUUACGCCAGGCAGAGAAUCACCGUGGGGCUGACCGUUUUUGCUGUGGGAAAGUACAUUGAGCAUUACUUGGAAGAUUUUCUGGAGUCUGCUAACAGGCACUUCAUGGUUGGCCACAGGGUCAUAUUUUAUGUCAUGAUGGACGAUACCUCCAGAAUGCCUUUUAUACACCUGAGUCCUCUGCAUUCCUUACAAGUGUUUGAGAUCAAAUCUGAGAAGAGGUGGCAAGACAUCAGCAUGAUGCGCAUGAAGACCAUCGGGGAGCACAUCCUGGCCCACAUACAGCACGAAGUCGACUUCCUCUUCUGCAUGGACGUGGAUCAGGUCUUUCAAGACAACUUUGGUGUGGAGACUCUGGGUCAGUUGGUAGCUCAGCUCCAGGCCUGGUGGUACAAGGCCGACCAUGACGAGUUUACUUAUGAGAGGCGGGAGCUGUCGGCGGCGUACAUCCCAUUUGGACAGGGGGAUUUUUAUUACCAUGCAGCCAUUUUUGGAGGAACACCCAUUCGCAUUCUCAACCUCACCCGGGAGUGCUUUGAGGGAAUCCUCCAGGACAAGGAAAACAACAUAGAAGCCGAGUGGCAUGAUGAAAGCCACCUCAACAAAUACUUCCUUUUCAACAAACCCACUAAAGUCUUAUCCCCAGAGUACUGUUGGGACUAUCAGAUAGGCUUGCCUUCAGAAAUUAAAAAUGUCAAAAUAGCUUGGCAGACAAAGGAGUAUAAUUUGGUUAGAAGUAAUGUCUGAUUUCAAAUUGUGCUGGUAGAUUUCUAAAUUUGACAGAAUUAUUCUGGCUAAUUCCUCAAAAAAGUAGUAACAGUUAAUUUUUAACUUGAAAAUCAAAACCAAAACCCACCAACAUGGCAAGCACAUACUAUUUCUCCUUACAACUUUGAGCCUUGUAAUAUGUGAAAAAGAGUCUAUGGUAAGUAAUCAGA
Messenger RNA from Peromyscus leucopus (white-footed mouse), 1614 nucleotides. RefSeq names its product glycoprotein alpha-galactosyltransferase 1 (inactive) (gene Ggta1). Gene Ontology annotation, molecular function: hexosyltransferase activity. NCBI's taxonomy places the organism in Eukaryota, Metazoa, Chordata, Mammalia, Rodentia, Cricetidae. Gene Ontology annotation, cellular component: membrane; vesicle; Golgi apparatus. The transcript is spliced from 8 exons. Gene Ontology annotation, biological process: carbohydrate metabolic process. The coding region runs from base 308 to 1423 and encodes 371 amino acids. The record is from RefSeq and is a predicted model, not a curated record.